ACGAAAUUUUUUUUUUUCAACUUCAGUAUUUUUUCUGUCAGUAGUAGUAGAUGAAAACGUAAAUUUAUUCGUCGAACAAAUUAACUAAAUUAUUCAUAAUUAUAAAUGGAAAACAAUGUGACGGUAUAUCGCUCAUAAAAUCUGGUGUUUUGUGCCUUUUGUGUUACGUGUUGGUGUUACGUAGUUAUCUAUCUUUCAUCACAAUCACAACUUUUUAAUCAGGGAGUACCAAAUCUACUCACUCCCCGGGCAGAAGAAGCUACAUUCGCAAUUUCAAUUCUCAAAUUCUCGAGCAAUGUUAUUAUCGUAUUAAAUUCGUACUGAAAUGAGUGUUUGAACCGUUCUGUCGUCGUUCUCAUAUUGUUGUUUUAAUUUAUUUUAAUCUUGUGCGAGUUUACGUGAUUCGUGUAUAUAUUUGUAAUAUUGGUCAAUGUGUGUUAUUUUAUUUUAAAUCAUUUGCAUAUAAUCAAAUCAUGGCUAAAACGUACGAUUAUCUGUUUAAAUUAUUAUUAAUCGGCGACUCCGGUGUCGGUAAAACCAGUGUUUUAUUUCGAUUCUCCGAAGAUGCUUUCAAUACAACUUUUAUAUCCACUAUAGGAAUCGAUUUCAAAAUCAGAACAAUUGAAAUGGAUGGCAAGAGAAUAAAAUUACAAAUCUGGGAUACCGCCGGUCAAGAACGAUUCCGAACCAUUACAACGGCAUAUUACCGCGGAGCGAUGGGUAUAAUCCUGGUAUAUGAUGUCACCGAUACUAAAACAUUCGAAAAUAUUAAAAACUGGAUUAGAAAUAUUGAAGAAAACGCUUCGGCCGAUGUUGAAAAAAUAUUAUUAGGAAACAAAUGUGAAGUAGAAGAAAAAAGACAAGUAUCGAAAGAGAAAGGAGAAUGUUUAGCGGUCGAACACGGUAUUAAAUUUUUAGAAACUAGUGCUAAAACCGGGACCAACGUAGAAGAAGCAUUUUUAACACUUGCCAGAGAUAUUAAAACGAAAACCGAGAAGAAAUUGGAGGCGUCAAAUCCACCAAAAGGAAGCAUCCAGUUGAAACAAACCGAACCGAACAGAAAACCAACGUCGUGGUUCUCAAAAUGUUCUAUUCUCUGACAAUUUUAUUACCAAACCAGUUUUACAAUUAUGGAAGUAAAUCUCUAUUACAUGUGUAAGAUGCAAUAGCUCUAUUCGUUCGUAUAAGAGAAUUUUUUUAUAAAUUAAAUUUUGUAUCCGGUUUCGAAAGCAGUACCGAAUUUAUGUUCGUAGAGGGAAAAAAAUCAGUAUUACUGAAUAUUGGUGGUGAUCAAAGAUGCCAACUUCCAUAUGAUUUUUUUUUGUUGUUGUUAAUUUUGAAAACUCGAAAUCGGUACUGGCGACAUACGUCGUCGUCUUUAUCUAAUAUCCUUCCAUGAUACGACGGAAAUACUCCCCUUAUCGGUUGAUUUUCAUUUCCUAUUCUUGUUUAGCUAUAGUGAAAUGGAAACGAGGAGAUAAAUGAGUGUUCAUUGCUUGAAAAAAAAAAGAAAAAAAUUAUUCCGGUGUUUUAUGAAUUUUCUGUUUUCUCUCUCGAAAUACCCUAACGAAUACCCACAUGUGAAUGCAUUUUUUUUUUCUUAUAAGGAAUUACGCUGUAUAAAAAAAAGUUAACAAAAUUGUUGUAUUAGUUGUGAUUUUAUAAUUUUAUAUCGCAUAUGUACAGUGAAUUAUAAUGAUGAUAAUCUAAUGGUACACGUAUAAAUAUUAUUAUUAUGUUGUGUAUAAAGUAUAAAUUUUUGAACAAAAAUACGCUUUUUAUAUGAUAUGAUAAAGCUACCGUUUUACAUAUUAGACGACUACUUUUUGUUUCUCUCUCGAUAUAGUUUUCUCAUCUGGUACCUUACGUUGAACUGUGAUCGGUAUCUUCCACUUUUUCAUUAUGGCUUUUUACGAUAUUUCCGUCCUAGUCCAAUGUACACAAUUUUUGGGGGGAGGGGGUGCUGUUAUAUUGAAAAUUUCCUAAUGUAACAUUGCUUAGUUCGAGCUUUGAGCGCUUUUUAGAAUGUGUGGAGUUUCAAGUCUCGUUUUGCAACUCUGAACGAUAUUUAAAUUGGAUUAAUUCCUGGAUGAGAAUUAAUGAAGAAUAAAGUAUCAUAAAGAUGCUUCAAACCUAUUGGUAAUUUUGUUUUCACCGAAGCAUGAGAUUGAUCGCUAGACUUGGAGUUGCAUUAACCGAGCAAAUUAUUAAGAAAUGGGAUACUAAAUUAAGUACUCAUUUUUAUCAAACGUCAAAUUAUUUUUUACUCCGUUUUGUAUUAUUUAAAACGCUUGAAAAUAUAUUUUCGAAGUGUGCUGACUUUAAACCGAUGACGAUGCUUCGAUCAUUUUUACCAAACGAAAAAGAAAUCUCGAUAAAGCUGUGCUUUUUUUUGUAAUUUUUUAAUAAGCCUUGCCUAUAGGAAAUUAAGCUGCAUUCGAACGAAUCGUGUACCAAAGGGUGCUUUAAAAAAUGGUGGUAUAUUUUAAUAUAGCCAAACAUCACAAUUUCAUGGAUGCGCGUAGAGAUCAAUGCUUCUCGGAGAUUGUAUCGGGUUUUAAAAUUUUCAUCUAAGUCGUAAGCCAUUUUAUUAUGGAAAUAUUUGUAAGUUUUAUACAUAAUACGUUUGUAUUGGUCUUUUUUUUCUAUUAUCCUAUUUGUUUACUCUGUUUAUUUAUGUAUAUUAUAAGGACGAAAUUUUGAAAAUAAAUAUAUUGUAAUAUUUUAUCUGUUAUCGAUGUGUUUAUUUUAUUUUAUCGUCGACCAACUUAUAUAAGUUAUUGCUCAUUGCAUGAUGGUACUAUUUAUGUGUGAAACGAAUUUCUAUAAUGUUAAGAUAAUAUCAAAAAGAAGCAAGUCUAUAUGCGAUGGAGUUACUUAAUCAACCAAUAAAUGUGUAAUUGUUAAUCGUUUUAAAAUGACAAUUGUAGUUUAAGUUUUUUCUCAAUGUUGAAAUGACAUAUGACAUAUCAAUUUUAGAAAAAUAAAUUUUUUAUGCGAAAGAUGAA
This is a messenger RNA of Planococcus citri (citrus mealybug), 3008 nucleotides long. RefSeq names its product ras-related protein Rab-8A-like. Gene Ontology annotation, molecular function: GTP binding; GTPase activity. Lineage: Eukaryota; Metazoa; Arthropoda; Insecta; Hemiptera; Pseudococcidae. The record is from RefSeq and is a predicted model, not a curated record. The transcript has 5 exons. Gene Ontology annotation, cellular component: synaptic vesicle; endosome; plasma membrane. Bases 474 to 1100 code for a protein of 208 amino acids. Gene Ontology annotation, biological process: regulation of exocytosis; protein secretion; protein localization to plasma membrane.